Drosophila bipectinata is the source of this 1996-nucleotide messenger RNA. It is a transcript of the gene pelo, whose product is annotated as protein pelota. Gene Ontology annotation, biological process: RNA surveillance; ribosome disassembly; nonfunctional rRNA decay. Lineage: Eukaryota; Metazoa; Arthropoda; Insecta; Diptera; Drosophilidae. The record is from RefSeq and is a predicted model, not a curated record. Gene Ontology annotation, cellular component: cytoplasm.
CACUGCCAUCCGUGUGAAUGCCACUUGUCUGCCGCACAAUUGCACGAUUCCACAAAUUUGGAAACUGUCCGACCCGUAACCCCCAAUGACAACGAUGCAUCGCAGCCCCAGCUUAAGAAGGCAAUCUCUGGCUGGGCGUAAGUGACAAGCGGCAAUCGAAGCACUCGAUUCGGUAGCAAUCAAAUCAAAAACCAAAUCCUGACCAGCAACUCGACGGGAUGAAGCUGCUGGGCAAAUACGUGGACAAGGGCAUGCAGGGCAAUGUGACCCUGAUGCCAGAGGAGUCGGAGGACAUGUGGCAUGCUUAUAAUCUGAUCUCUGAAGGCGACAGCGUGCGCAGUACCACCAUUCGCAAGGUGCAGAACGAGACGGCCACCGGCUCCUCCACCAGCAAUCGUGUGCGAACCACCCUAACCAUCGCCGUGGAGAGCAUCGACUUCGAUACCCAAGCAUGUGUGCUCCGGCUGAAGGGCCGCAACAUAGAGGAGAACCAGUACGUCAAGAUGGGGGCCUACCACACGCUGGACCUCGAGUUGAACCGUAAGUUUGAGCUGCGCAAGCCGGAAUGGGACACCAUCGCUCUUGAGCGUAUCGAAAUGGCAUGCGAUCCCACCCACUCUGCCGACGUGGCUGCUGUGGUGAUGCAGGAGGGAUUGGCCCAUGUCUGCCUCAUCACGGCAAGCAUGACUCUAGUGCGUAGCAAGAUUGAGGUCUCCAUACCGCGCAAACGAAAGGGCAGUGUCCAGCAGCACGAAAAGGGUCUGGCCAAGUUCUACGAGCAAGUGAUGCAGAGUAUUCUGCGGCACGUCAACUUCGAUGUGGUGAAGUGCGUGCUCAUAGCUUCUCCGGGAUUCGUGAGGGACCAGUUCUACGACUAUAUGUUCCAGCAGGCUGUCAAGAUGGAUUACAAGCUCCUUCUGGACAACAAGAGCAAGUUUAUGCUAGUCCACGCCUCCUCAGGAUUCAAGCACUCGCUGAAGGAGGUCCUCCAAGAUCCGGCUGUGGUAUCCAAAAUGUCGGACACAAAGGCCGCCGGUGAGGUCAAGGCUCUGGAAACGUUCUACAUGAUGCUUCAGUGCGAGCCCGCCAAAGCUUUCUACGGCAAGAAACACGUCCUCCGCGCCUCCGAAUCGCAAGCCAUCGAAACGCUGCUCAUCUCGGACAACCUCUUUAGAUGUCAGGACGUUAAUCUCAGGAAGGAGUACGUGAAUCUGGUGGAAUCGGUUCGUGAUGCUGGCGGCGAGGUGAAGAUCUUCUCAAGCAUGCACAUCUCCGGAGAACAACUGGCUCAGCUGACUGGAAUUGCGGCUAUCCUGCGGUUUCCGAUGCCCGAGCUGGAGGACAGCGACGACGAGGAGGACGAGGAUGGUGCCGCGGGCGGUGGCGAUAGCGAUAGCGACUAGAAUGAAAUUAUAGGAUCUAAUAACAGCGAUAAAAUGGAUGGAAUCUUGGCAUUUUGUUAAAGGAAAUAUAUAUAUGACUUAGGACCCAAUAUACAAGUAGACUAAUAGGAACCACGACAGACUUGGACAGCGUCAGGGCUUUUAUAUUUUACGUAGAACUAAUUCGAUACGAUAUACACAACAACAAACAACCAUUAUUUAAGUUAGUUUGUGGCUGAGGAGUCUAGCUAUUUUUUAGUCACAGUCCCCACCAUAUUAUAUAAUCGUGUUCAAUCGAGUGGCCACAAUUUUGAUAGCGUUGAUGAUAACUAAUUGAUUGAUUUAUACCCGAAAGCGACUUUUCCAUCGCUGUUGACAGCUGAGUUUAAAGUUGUAGAUUAUUUUAUAGAAGAUCCUCUACAAAUCGAUUAUUUUUCAAAAAUAUAAAUUAUACAAAACUAUGUUCUAUAAUUACUUUCUCCAGAUAACCUCAUAGUUUUAAAAUUUUCCCUUUAAAUGCAAUAUCCUAGCCUACUCUAUAAAUUAUUUGAAGACCUUCUAAAUGUUCUAAUUAUGUAAAAUAUACAAUAAAUUUCCAAAAGUGCUGAACAAUA